UCGUUCUGCCGGGACCCAAAUCCACCUUUUCAGUUUUAAAUUACUGCUGUUAUUUUUAACCCUACAUCAUGAUUUACAUACCCCCCCGUGACAACCGGACUGGCCUUUGUCCGGGAGUUUUCAUAAGCCAAGCAAUGCCAGUCUGCCUUGAAAAGUUUUUCUUCGACAAAGAAAAUAGCAGAUCAGUUACCGAGCUGGCGGUGCGCUGCGGGAGAUGCUCAGCACCUUGCAGGAGAAAAAUCACUGAUUAAAUGUGUGUUUUAUUUUGUAGACAGGACGGUAAAGAGAGCUGAGAAUGAGAUGAGUUUCCCGUGAAAGACUUGAAGCUCUUGGCAUACAUAUCAUUGAUGAGCUGCAGAUGAACAGUGUGUGCCUCAGAGGAUGGAUAUGCAUGUGGACUGGGACUCUGAGAAUAACAUUUGUGACACAGGUGCGAAGCAUACGAAUUAUUCCCAGAAGACCUCUAAGCAGGUGGGCCACACAUCUAACCUCCAGAAGGAGGCAGACAUGAAUUACUCGGAGACAUGCACUCCUUGUUGCAACUCUGCUGGACCUCCAGGUAAGCAGGAGCUUCCCGCAGAGCUGCAGUAUGAAGACAAAGAAUCCUAUGAGACCUACUACCAGAAACGAGGUGAGAGUACAGCUGGGAUAUUUGUUCCCUCCAGUACCAACUCUGACCUGCAGUAUGAAGAUAAAGAUUUAGAGCACUGUUCCCCUGAGCAGUCUGAGAAGCCACGGAGAAGACUAUGUGCUGAUAACAAAAAUACCAUUCUUGUGGAUGUGUUUGAUGAAGACCUGGAGCCUGUCCCUGAGGAAGCUUUGCCAUAUGGUUGCAAGAAAUGUGGUUCCACUUUCCAGGGUAUGAGUGAGCUGCAGGAACAUAAGCGAACUCACCUUGUGGAAACCUCGUACCAAUGUCCUGUCUGUGCCAAAGAGUUCUUCCGUGCAGCAAACUUGCGAAUGCACAAGCUCAUUCAUUCUAGUGACAGGCCACACAAAUGUCCAGAGUGUGACAAGGGUUUCAUUCGCACCGCUGAUGUCUGGAGGCACCUGCACAAUGUGCACAAGAUAGAGCGCUCUAUGGUGAUCUUGGCAAAUGGCAUGGCUAGGAACCCGUGGUCAAUAGCGCACCGUAACCAACACACUGUUGAAUACACUGAUCAGCCUUGUGCAGAGAACCACAAGCCUGAGGAGGAUGACUAUAAACCUUAUUCCUGUCCAACAUGCGGCAAAGGUUUUGAUAAGCCCAACCUGCUUUCCAAACACAAGGUGAUUCACCGACAAGACAAACCCUAUAAGUGUCAGGAGUGUGGCAUGGCAUUUGUCCAGUUGCUAAGGCUGAAAAGACACCAGCAGACUCACUCUGGGGAGCGCCCCUUCUAUUGUGAGGAGUGUGGAGGGACGUUCACACGGCUGGCAUCGCUCCAGCGCCAUCACCGCAUCCAUACUGGAGAGAAACCCUACUCUUGCAAUUACUGUGGUCAUUCCUUCACCGAGUCAGCAGAGCUCUGUGCUGAAGACGCAGCCAAGAAAAAGCCUUAUGAGAUGCCAUAUACUAAGAAAGUUUAGUGAUAUGACCUGGGUGAGAAAAUGGUGAUUUAAGAAGAAAAAGAUGACACAAAAUCUACAGCAUGCAGUGACUCCAGCACUGUGUUACUGUGCCAUCUGCUGUGACCUUGUCCCUCUCAAAGAUCACAGCAACCAUCAACCCUAGUCUGUGUUGGUGACCUAUAAGCCCAGGCCUGCUUGUGGCAAACCUCAGAGCUGCCCAGGGCUGCAUCUUUCAGGCUGGACUCCAAGUUGCUGUCAUCUACCCCAUCUUCUCUCAGAUGGCCACCAGUAAGGUACCUCACUCUGCUGGGUGGCCAAGGCAGACCUGCAGCAGCCCUGCGUGUUUAUGAUGGUGGCACGGAUAAGCAAAGUCCUUGGAGGGUGAGAUACCCCCUUGUGGGGAUGUGUUGGGCCCUGGUCAUCCUCACCUGAGUGGACGUUGCCCUCCAGGUGCUUGUCUGUGAUGUGCUGGGCUCUGGACAAAUGGGCAUGUUGUUUAGAGUGUAGUGUUCCCCGCCAAUGCUGUAACUGCAGGUGCUACUCUAAUGAGCAAGUGCCUGCUCCUCCCAAUGUCAAAGUGAAUUAACUAAUGCAGAAGUCACUUACUAAGCACCAGGAAGCUGGAACCAGGGUAGGUUAUGUUGUCCUUUACAUGGAGAGAGUCCUGCUAGCUUUCAUGGUAGCCAGCACUGUGGGCCUAUUUAUACUCCCUCUGCUCAGGACAAAGUGAUGGACUUUCUUGUUUGCAAGCUAAUGAGCAAGCAAAAUUAAGAAAUCUUAAAAGCUGAAUGGUCACUAGCCCCAGA
Molecule: messenger RNA, 2357 nt
Organism: Neopsephotus bourkii (Bourke's parrot)
Lineage: Eukaryota; Metazoa; Chordata; Aves; Psittaciformes; Psittacidae
Product: zinc finger protein 501-like
Exons: 5
Coding region: 382-1569 (395 amino acids)
Biological process (GO): regulation of transcription by RNA polymerase II
Cellular component (GO): nucleus
Molecular function (GO): DNA-binding transcription factor activity, RNA polymerase II-specific; RNA polymerase II cis-regulatory region sequence-specific DNA binding
Source: RefSeq, a predicted model, not a curated record